This is a messenger RNA of Phymastichus coffea, 1974 nucleotides long. RefSeq names its product platelet glycoprotein V. Gene Ontology annotation, molecular function: protein binding. NCBI's taxonomy places the organism in Eukaryota, Metazoa, Arthropoda, Insecta, Hymenoptera, Eulophidae. Gene Ontology annotation, cellular component: extracellular matrix. The record is from RefSeq and is a predicted model, not a curated record. The transcript has 7 exons. The coding region runs from base 177 to 1712 and encodes 511 amino acids.
CAAGCACCGAGCCGAAUGAGCUCCGGUGAGACUUAUUAAAAAUAACAAAGCCGCAGACUGACAAGGGCGACAGACGCUAGCAUUGUCCGGCAAUCAUCCCCUGCAUCCGCUUUAACGAAGCCGAGCUCUCGGAUUGCACGGCUCUUCAGUCCGCUUUCCACACCUCCGCGACAGCAAUGCCGACGAGCGACUUCGCUGCGCUUCUCUGCUCUAUCGUUUUAAUUUGGCCCACGGUAACCAGUUCGCUGGAGCUGAUCGAGGACUUGGAAAGCCGAAUUUCGAGUCUCGAGCGUCGCGUCAGAGCGAUCGAGCAGCCAGUUUGGCAGAUCAGCGGUGCGAGCAACAGCUGGGAUGUGUGCACCCAAGGUCCGUGUAGAUGUAUGCCCGAAACGCGUUCGCUGUCGUGUUGGAGUAUGCGGCUCACCGACUUGCCGGCCACCCAACUUGUACCGAGGGAUGCUCUCAAACUAGAUUUGAGUGAUAAUCAGCUCACGGCUCUGCACAAGGAGGCUUUCGCUGGCUUAAAUCAGUUGAAACAUCUGGACGUGAACGACAAUGCAAUCGAACACCUGCCAAUCAGCCUGUUCUUUUCACUGAACAACAUUACGCACAUGAGGCUGAGUAAGAAUUUUUUGCGAGAGCUUGACAAAAAUCAACUGUUUAGCAUGCGUCAUUUGGAAAUAUUCGAUUUAUCAACAAACAAACUACGCACUUUGCCCGAAGAACUGUUCACUGGCAACACGGCAAUGGUAUUGCUGGACUUGUCGGGAAACCGCAUAUCCGAAUUACCUACAGCGGCAUUCGAAGGGCUGUCUAACCUGGAGGAGCUACUGCUUUCGAAAAAUCAAAUCAAUGAUUUGCCAGCGAAUUGCUUUCUCGGGCUAGGCAACUUGCGAAAAUUAAACCUGGAUGAGAACCAACUUAACGAAUUACCAGUGGAAGUUUUCUCCUCUUUGACCAAGCUCGACGAGUUGAUACUCCGCGAGAACAGUUUGCAGACAGUGCCGAGUCUCCUACUCCAUCCGCUGAAGCAGCUGCGAGUAUUAGACCUCUCCGGCAAUAAGCUCACUCACAUAAGCUCGAUGGCUUUCCGCGGGCUGGAGUGCCUGAAAGAACUCGAGCUUGGACGCAACCAUUUGCGCAAGCUUACCCGCGGUGUCUUCCGACCGCUGGCUAGCCUUGAGCGUCUGAUACUUUACGGCAACGCGUUGCAACAAAUCGAGGCCGCUGACUUCGCCGGUCUGUCCAAUCUCACCACUCUCUUCUUGCACGUCAAUCACCUCAGACAGAUGCACCCGAUUUGCCUGAGAGAUGUGCCGAGGCUGCGCAAGCUGCAAUUGGAGGACAACUACCUGAGCCACCUGCCCAAGAACUUUUUCGAGUUCACGGCUGAGCUGACGCAGCUACAAUUGGCGCGCAAUCCUUGGCACUGCGACUGCGCCUCGCUAUACCUCGCCAGCUGGCUGCGAAAGAGAAAGCAGAAGGACGAGAGCGACGACGCCGCCACGGGCGCGAUGUGCCGUGGUCCUGGGCUACUGGGCGGCAAGCUGCUUUUCCGUCUGAGCUACCGCGAACUCUGCAGCAACGAGUGGGCCUCCACGAAGGGAUUCGUGCCCAGGUUACCACUAGACGCUGCCCUGGACGAGUACUCUCUUCUCGAGGAGGUAACAAUGACCUUCCGACCUUCGCAAAAACUUGGCUUACUAAAGUAGUAUUGUCCGUAGGUUUAGAGAAGAGCCGAGAUAUAGGGAACAUUUAAAGACAAUGCUGAGCUUACAACUUACGACGCUAUUUUGUCUGUUACUGGUGUCUCCGUUUAUUGAACUUGAAAAAACGCAUUAAUUAUGUGCUGCAAAUAUAUCAAAGAUACUCGUGAUUAAAUAUAUUGUUGGAAGUAUUGUUAUGUCAUAUCUGCAUGGAUUACGAAUAAAACCUUACUUUUUAUUGCUUCUCUGCAGAACAUUCGUUUACGUU